AUGUCCUCAAAUCCGCAUCGUCCCGCUCGUCUGCUUUCCUUUUACCGCACGAGCAUGGUCGCCUCGUCCCUCAUCUCAUCCCCGCACCCAUCACUCACUGCCGCAAUGCUCCCGCCGCCAACCGCCCGCACCAGCGGGACCCUUUUCAUCUCCUCGGCGAACCCGCGCCUGACCACCUUCACUGUCCCCUUCAUCCAGCGCAACCUAAGCUCGCGACAUGCCCCACUGCGCAAGCGCGCGCGCUCGCGCUUCCUAGCCACGGCCUCCGCGCGCAACGGCCUCCCACCCACCCCCGGAAUCGUGCCUGCCGAUCUGAAGCAGGAGAUGACGCGGUCGUACAUGGAGUACGCCAUGUCCGUCAUCCUGGGGCGGGCGAUGCCGGACGUGCGGGACGGGCUGAAGCCGGUGCACCGCCGCAUCCUGUUCGCGAUGCACGAGCUCGGUCUGUCGCCCGGUGGUCAGUUCCGCAAGAGCGCGCGCGUGGUCGGCGAGGUGCUGGGCAAGUACCACCCACACGGGGACACGGCCGUGUAUGACGCGCUCGUGCGCAUGGCGCAGCCGUUCGCCAUGUCCAUCCCGCUCGUCAACGGACACGGAAACUUCGGCUCCACGGACGGCGACCCGGCCGCCGCCAUGCGCUACACAGAGUGCAAGCUCGCCCACCUCACCCGCGAUGUCUUCCUGGCAGACAUGGGCAGGGACACCGUCUCGUACUCGCCCAAUUUCGACGGCUCGGAGUCCGAGCCGCUUGUGCUGCCGGCGAAGGUCCCCAACUUGCUGGUUAAUGGCAGCUCGGGUAUCGCCGUCGGUAUGGCCACUAACAUCCCCCCGCACAACCUGGGCGAGGUCGUCGCCGCCCUCAAGGCCAUCAUCGCGGACCCGGAGCUGUCGGAUGACGACCUGCUCGCGCUCGUGCCGGCGCCGGACUUUCCGACGGGUGGCCAGAUCUUGGGCACGGAUGGCGCCCGCGAUAUGCACAUGGAGGGGCGCGGCCGUAUCGUCGUGAGGGCGUGCGUGCAUCCGGAGGUUGUCGGAGGAGACGACGGUAGCACGAGGAGGCAACAGAGGGAGGCGAUUGUGGUUACGGAGCUGCCGUAUCAGGUGAACAAGGCCACGCUGGUGGGUAAGAUUGCCGAGUUGGUGAAUGACAAGAAGCUGGAUGGCGUGGCGGAUUUGCGCGAUGAGUCGGACCGGAAUGGGACCCGGAUCGUCAUCGAGUUGAAGCGCGAUGCAAUGCUCGAGGUUGUAUUGAAUAAUUUGUUCAAGAAGACGCAGCUACAGUCUUCCUUUUCGGCAAACGUCAUGGCGCUGGAUAAUGGUCGCUUUCCCAUCCGUCUCACGUUACGCAAUUGUCUUGAGAAGUUUCUCAAGUUUCGCCGCGAGACAAUUCGGCGCAGGGUCCAGUUUGAUCUGCGCAAGGCGGAGGAUCGAUUCCAUAUUGUGCAAGGCUUUCUGAUCGUGCAGGAGGAUAUUGACUCGGCGAUCGCGGAUAUUCGGGGAUCGCAGGACAGCGCGGAGGCUCGGGGGAAACUGAUGAAACGUCUCAGCCUCAGUGCGAGGCAGGCAGACUCCGUUCUUGCGAUGCAGUUGAAGAGGCUGACGUCGUUAGAAAAGAAUCGCCUGGUCGACGAAAGUGAGACCCUGCAGGGAGAUAUUGCCAAGUACAAAGGCAUUUUGUCCACACCGACGGAACUCGAUGCGAUCAUUGUUGAUGAGUUGACUGAUAUUUCCGACCGCCAUGCCGGUCCGCGUCGAUCGAAGAUCAUUAUGGGAAGGGGCGAUGGGUCUACUGAAAUUGAUGAGCUGUCAUUGUUUUCGAACGAACGUUCCGUCAUCACGGUGACAGAGAAAGGGUACGUAAAACGGAUGCCGACGUCUGCAUUUGAGAAUCAGAAUCGCGGAGGCCGAGGUAAACGAGGAGCUGGGAAACUGCGAGAGGGAGACAGGAUUGUGCACUUUUUUUCGUGCAUGUCUCACGAUUCUUUGAUUGCAAUCUCGAAAUCUGGAGUCGCAUAUAAAAUCUCAGCGCACAAAGUGCCCCUUGCGUCUCUGGGUUCGCGGGGUGUCCCUCUUUUCCAGCUUCUUCCAGCAGUUCCGGCCGGUGAAGCUGCGGCCUCUGUUUUAUCUGUCACUGAUUUUUCGGAUCGUCAGUUUUUGGUCCUUUUGACAAGAAAUGGUUAUGUGAAGAAGACUGCUGCUUCCGUUUUUGAAUCCCUCAAUGCCGGUGGGAAGCGAAUUAUUGCUUUGGAUGACGGCGAUGAGCUGAAAUGGGUCCGCCACUGUACAGAGAAGGACUCGAUGCUGAUCGCUUCCCAGAAGGGAUACAUUAUUCGCUUCGCAACAAACAACCAGAACUUGAGAGCCUCGGGAAGGCAAUCCAGAGGUGUGCGGUCAAUGCGAUUGGUGGCUGGUGAUGCAAUUGCAGAUAUGGACAUCAUGAGCGCGCAUGGCAUGAUCGAAGGAAAUGUUUCUGAAGAGGAUGAGGGUGCAAUGGACGAGGAGGAAGACGAAGACGUGAAUGUUGCGGAAGACCCGGACGCGUCGUACGUUCUUGCGGUCACGCGCCACGGGGCAGGUAAACGAAUCGAUGCAAACUCUUUUCGGAUGCAAUGUCGUGGAGGUCGCGGAAUGAUUGGCAUGAAAUUCAAAGCCAAUGGCCGUGGCGACUGUAUUGUUUCUCUACAGACUUGCCACGACGAUGACUCCGUCAUGGUCGUGACUUGCGAUGGAACAAUUGUACGCACACUAGUGAAGGACAUCCCAGUUCAACGCAGGUAUUCCCGAGGGGUGAGGAUUCAACGACUCGGGCAAAAGGAUACGGUUGCGGCUGUUGCCAUCCUUCCCCAAUUAUUGACGGGAGAGGAGGUAGAGGAAGGGGAAGAGGUAGUUUUUGGUAAGGAGUAAAGAUAAGUUUUUGUUCCUAA
Chondrus crispus (carragheen) is the source of this 2924-nucleotide messenger RNA. RefSeq lists its product as hypothetical. The transcript is spliced from 2 exons. Bases 1 to 2904 code for a protein of 967 amino acids. Gene Ontology annotation, cellular component: DNA topoisomerase type II (double strand cut, ATP-hydrolyzing) complex. The record is from RefSeq and is a predicted model, not a curated record. Gene Ontology annotation, biological process: DNA topological change. Lineage: Eukaryota; Rhodophyta; Florideophyceae; Gigartinales; Gigartinaceae. Gene Ontology annotation, molecular function: ATP binding; DNA binding; DNA topoisomerase type II (double strand cut, ATP-hydrolyzing) activity.